Pipra filicauda (Wire-tailed manakin) is the source of this 879-nucleotide messenger RNA. Its product is annotated as transcription initiation factor TFIID subunit 9-like. Gene Ontology annotation, biological process: RNA polymerase II preinitiation complex assembly; DNA-templated transcription initiation. The transcript is spliced from 7 exons. The record is from RefSeq and is a predicted model, not a curated record. Gene Ontology annotation, molecular function: transcription coactivator activity; protein heterodimerization activity; RNA polymerase II general transcription initiation factor activity. NCBI's taxonomy places the organism in Eukaryota, Metazoa, Chordata, Aves, Passeriformes, Pipridae. The coding region runs from base 19 to 783 and encodes 254 amino acids. Gene Ontology annotation, cellular component: transcription factor TFIID complex; SAGA complex.
GUCACGUGAGCGGGAGCGAUGGAGGCGGCCAAGAUGGCGUCCCCCAAGAGCGCCCCCAAAGACGCGCAGGUGAUGGCGCAGAUCCUCAAGGACAUGGGCAUCACUGAGUACGAGCCGCGCGUCAUCAACCAGAUGCUGGAGUUCGCCUACAGGUACGUGACCACCAUCCUGGAGGAUGCCAAGAUCUACUCGAGCCACGCCAAGAAGUCGAGCGUGGACGCGGACGACGUGCGCCUGGCGAUCCAGUGCAGGACAGACCAGUCCUUCACCUCCCCCCCGCCCAGAGACUUCCUGCUGGACAUCGCCCGCCAGAAGAACCAGACGCCGCUGCCCCUCAUCAAACCCUACUCGGGGCCGCGGCUGCCCCCCGACAGGUACUGCCUGACCGCCCCCAACUACAGGCUCAAGGCCCUGCAGAAGAAGGUCUCCUCCACAGCAGGCAGGAUCACAGUCCCUCGCCUGAGCGUGGGUGCCGUGAGCAGCAGACCUAGCACUCCCACUCUGGGUACCCCCUCAGCCCAGACUGUGUCUGUGUCAGCCAAGGUGGGGGCCCCGGUGUCUCUGGCCGGGCAGCGCUUCACUGUCCAGAUCCCAUCCUCCCAACCUGCUGGGAAGUCAGCCACCCCGACCACCCCGACCGUGCAGAACGUGCUGAUCAACCCGUCCCUCAUCGGCCCCAAGAACAUCCUCAUCACCACCAACAUGGUGUCCCAGGGCACAGCCAGCGACCCCAACCCCCUCAAGAGGAAGCAUGAGGAUGAGGAUGACUAUGACACCUUGUGAUGGGAACGGGGCCCUUCCCGGGACUCACAGGGGGUGGGAAGGCUCUGGCCAGGGGGGUGGGAAUGUGGAAAUAAAGUGGAGUGUGUUUGUAACCUG